Molecule: messenger RNA, 10782 nt
Organism: Musa acuminata AAA Group (dessert banana)
Lineage: Eukaryota; Viridiplantae; Streptophyta; Magnoliopsida; Zingiberales; Musaceae
Product: vicilin-like seed storage protein At2g18540
Exons: 3
Coding region: 7825-8823 (332 amino acids)
Source: RefSeq, a predicted model, not a curated record
GAUGAGAACUGUAAUAUCCCCCACUUUUAAAAAUGUAUUAAUAAGGAUUUAUAUGUAAAUUGGGGGACCUAUAUGUAAAUAUAGAAAUUACAAGGACUAAACUGCUAAGUUGCAAAAAGAAAAAAAAAAAGAAAAGGAAAAACCGAAAAUUCGGUAUUAUCCCACCGCCUCCCACGCACUCUCUGUUUCUUUCGAGAAACAGAGAGGAGCGGUGGGGCAUGAGGAGUGAAGAAAAGAAGAAGAAGAGGGAAAAGAAGAGAGGAGGAAGAAGAGAGGAAGAAGAGGGAGAAGAGAAGAAGAAGAAGAAGAGGAGGUGGCUGCAGCGAGGGCUGCAGCGAGGAGCUGUGGGGCGUGGGGAGAAGAAGAGAGGAAGAAGAGGGAGAAGAGAAGAAGAAGAAGAAGAAGAAGAAGAAGAGAGGAGGAUAGCUGCGGCAUGGCUGCAGCGAGGAGGUGUGUGGCUUUGGGGAGGAAAAGGGAAGAGGAGAAGAAGAGAAGGAGAAGAAGAGGGAAAAGAGAGGCAGCUGCAGCAGCCAGGGCUGCAGCACCUCUGUUUCCCGCAGGUGGAAACAGAGGAGAGGAUGUGUGGGGCGUUGAGGAUGAAAAGGGAAGAAGAAGAAGAAGAAGAAGAAGAAGAAGAAGAAGAAGAAGAAGAAGAAGAAGAAGAAGAAGAAGAUAGCUGCGGCAAGGCUGCAGCGAGGAGAUGUGUGGCCUUGGGGAGGAAAAGGGAAGAGGGGAAGAGGAGAAGAAGAAGAAGAGGAAGAGAAAGAGGUGUGAUACCUCUGUUUCCUGCAGAGGAAACAGAGGAGAGGGUGUGUGUGACGCCGGGGAAGAAGGGGCUGCAGCUGCGGCGAUGGCAGCUGCAGCUGGAAGAGAAGAAGAAGAGGAAGAUGAGCAGGGGAGGAGGGAGAGGUUGCGGCCGUGGCUGCGGCCGCGACUGCAGCAGUUGCAGCGGGGAGAGAAGAAGAAGAAAGGAAGGAGAAGGAAGAGGAGAAGGGAAAGAAGUAGCUACGGCUGCGGUUGUGGCAGCUGCAGCUGUGGCAGGGAAAGAGGAAGAGAAAAAGGAAAGGAAGAAGAAGAGAAAGGGAAGGAGAGGAAGAAGAGAGGAAGAGGAGAAGGGGCUGCGGCUGCGGCGAUGGCAGCUGCAGCUGUGGCUGGGAAAGAAGAGAAGGAAAGGAAGAAGAAGAGAAAGGGAAGGAGAGGAAGAAGAGAGGAAGAGGAGAAGGGGUGGCAGCUGCGGCAGUGGCAGCUGCAGCUAGAAGAGGAGGAGGAAAUAGAGCAGGGGAGGAAGAAGAGGCUGCGAGUGUGGUGGCUGCGACUCCGGCUGCGGCUGCGACGUUGGCUGCGGUAGCGGUGGUGGCUGCAGUAGCUGCAGUAGCUGCUUUUGGGAAAGAGAAAGAGUAGGAACGAGAGAAGGGAAGAAGGAAAUAGUGCAGUGGAAGGGGGCUGCGGUUGUGACCGCAGUUGCGAUUGUGGCAGCAGCAGCGGCGGCGGCUGUGGCAGCUGCGUUUGGGAAAGAAAAAGAAGGAAUGAGAGUAAGAGAGAGCAGGUGACUGUGCCUCGAUGUUCGACACGUGAUGUAGUUACGAAGAAAGGAAGAAAACGGGAGCACAAAACGAAACAGAGAGAGGACACGGAGGAAAAGUAGAAAGAUUGGACUGGCACCUUCCUUGGAUAUUCAGAUCAAAAUAUUUGAAAGGUCAGCUUGUCACUCUUCGAGAUGUUUGAUUUGGGCUGAGGCAGUGGAUAGCUAUUCAGAAUAAUGGGCAAGUCUGGUUGGUUAUUACGAUAUUGUUGUAUAAGUAUGUCUUGUAUAUAAUGAAAUGUUGUCGAUGAACCGAAAUAAAUAUACUGUGUCCAAGUGUUUGGAGAUCUCUCUUAUUUGGAAUUUCAGAAUGUUAAGUCUAAUUUAUGGUGAUAUGAACUUGUGGUGAAUAGUUGGAGUUCUGAUUGUAUAAUUCAUUUAGCUUGUGGAUUUAUAAAUGUUGUUCAUGUUUGUCAAGUUGGCUUGGGUUGCCAUAAAUGUGAAUUAUCGAGUGAUGUGAUAUAUGAUUAUAAACUGCACAGGUUUUAUGGAUGUGAAUAUGAAUAGAAUGUUUUCAGUGUCCUCAAACGUUAGUUUGGAUCCUGGAUUGGUCUGUGACGAAAAUUUUAAAAGUCAUGGAUAUUUUGAGGGGCUUGACAGAGGUGGUAUCAGAGCAUUGUUUGAGGAUUACUGAAAUAUUUGAUAUGUUGACAUGCAAAAUAUAUUGAGGUCUAAUGAACUAUAGUGAUUGGUGGAAAUUUUCUUUGAUGUAUUUUAGGAAUCUGGGAUGAUGAGGACAUUUGGUCCUCCUAUUUCAUUGUUUCUGAUUAAUUAAGGGGAAUGAAAGGAUUGUUUGGGGAUAUUGAAUCAGAGUGGCGCAGCGGAAGCAUGGUGGACCUAAUUUCAUUGGUGGUAGAAAAAUGGAUGAUGCAAAUGGAGAAGAUAUUUGAUAUACAAAAUUAUUCUAAUGAUCAAAAGAUUUCUUUUGCUACGUUAUAUUGGAAGUAAAGACUUAUUAUUGACGGCAACAAUGAAAAGAAUUUUUGAAGAUCAAUGGCAAGAAUGACAAGAACAAGUUUACCAAUAAAAAUAUGAUUGGAAAUGAAUCAGUAAGUAACAACAAGAGGAUCAAGACAUUUGGAUUUGAAAUUGGAGGUCAUCAUAAAAGACUCAAUCAUGUGUGAAUUAUAAGUUAAAUUAUGAAACAAGUUUGUGUUUUCGGGUGAUUGGAGUCUAUUUUACUUGUAGAAAGUUGGAUCAUAAAAUAAAAGUUUGCCCUUUGAACAAGAAGAAAGAGUCACUGCCUCCUAAAUCAUCAGCCCAUGUAAGAGUGUAUGCUAUCACUGAAUAUGAUUCUGAAACUUCUGAAUUAGUGGUCAAAGGUAUUAUGCAUGUUUAUGAAAGAAUGCAAAUAUUUGUUCGACCAUGGGUCCAAUCUACGAUUUGAUUCGUAAUAUUUUGCUUAUCACUUGGGUAUUCAACCUAGACCACUACAUUAUGUGAUAUAUGUAAGUACAAUCAUUGGAGAUUCUUUGAUAACGAACUUAAAUCUAGUCCUCUUGUCUGAUUCUUAUUGGAGAACUUGAACUUUUGCUGAUUUAGUUCUCCUAGAGAUUUGGAGUUUUGAUAUUAUACUUGGUAUGGAUUGGCUAUCUUCCUAUCAUACCAGUAUGGAUUGGUAUAUAACAAAUGAUCACUUUUUGCAUAUUUGAUCAGUCGAUCUUUUAUUUUGAGAGUAUUGGACAUUAUUUAUCUCCUUGCCUAAUGUAUCCCAGGAUGACUUGUUUGGAUUACCUCCAAAUGUGAUUUUGCUUUUGAUUUGGUCCUUGGGACAAUCCUAAAAUCUAAGCCUCUCUACAGAAAGAUAUCAUUUGAGUAAGUGGAAUUAGAAAAGCAACUACAAGGAUUAUUAAAUGAGGAUUUUAUUUGGCUUAAUAUUUCAUCAUGAGAUGCUCCGGUGUUAGUUAAAAGAUGGAUGGAACAUUGAGGCUUUGUAUUGAUUAUAGAUAGUUGAAUUAGGUGACCAUCAAAAAACGAGUAUUUUCUAAAGUGACCACUUGUUUGAUUAACUACAGAGUGCACAGGGAUUUUAAAAGAUUGUUUGAAGGUCGGGUUACCAUCUAUUGAGGAUCAAGGAGGAGAAUAUUUCGGUCACUCUUGGAAAAUUGUGUAAUUGUAUUGAAUUGAUGAAAUUAUUUAAGAGUAGGAGGAGGAAAUAAAGAAAUCAUAAUCCUCAUCUUUUCAUCGAUUGAGCUAUGACCAAUUUAGAGGACUAAAUUUUCUUUUAAGGGGGGGGAGAGUGUAAUAUCCCCCACUUUUAAAAAUGUAUUAAUAAGGAUUUAUAUGUAAAUUGGGGGACCUAUAUGUAAAUAUAGAAAUUACAAGGACUAAACUGCUAAGUUGCAAAAAGAAAAAAAAAAAGAAAAGGAAAAACCGAAAAUUCGGUAUUAUCCCACCGCCUCCCACGCACUCUUUGUUUCUUCGAGAAACAGAGAGGAGCGGUGGGGCAUGAGGAGUGAAGAAAAGAAGAAGAAGAGGGAAAAGAAGAGAGGAGGAAGAAGAGAGGAAGAAGAGGGAGAAGAGAAGAAGAAGAAGAAGAGGAGGUGGCUGCAGCGAGGGCUGCAGCGAGGAGCUGUGGGGCGUGGGGAGAAGAAGAGAGGAAGAAGAGGGAGAAGAGAAGAAGAAGAAGAAGAAGAAGAAGAAGAGAGGAGGAUAGCUGCGGCAUGGCUGCAGCGAGGAGGUGUGUGGCUUUGGGGAGGAAAAGGGAAGAGGAGAAGAAGAGAAGGAGAAGAAGAGGGAAAAGAGAGGCAGCUGCAGCAGCCAGGGCUGCAGCACCUCUGUUUCCCGCAGGUGGAAACAGAGGAGAGGAUGUGUGGGGCGUUGAGGAUGAAAAGGGAAGAAGAAGAAGAAGAAGAAGAAGAAGAAGAAGAAGAAGAAGAAGAAGAUAGCUGCGGCAAGGCUGCAGCGAGGAGAUGUGUGGCCUUGGGGAGGAAAAGGGAAGAGGGGAAGAGGAGAAGAAGAAGAAGAGGAAGAGAAAGAGGUGUGAUACCUCUGUUUCCUGCAGAGGAAACAGAGGAGAGGGUGUGUGUGACGCCGGGGAAGAAGGGGCUGCAGCUGCGGCGAUGGCAGCUGCAGCUGGAAGAGAAGAAGAAGAGGAAGAUGAGCAGGGGAGGAGGGAGAGGUUGCGGCCGUGGCUGCGGCCGCGACUGCAGCAGUUGCAGCGGGGAGAGAAGAAGAAGAAAGGAAGGAGAAGGAAGAGGAGAAGGGAAAGAAGUAGCUACGGCUGCGGUUGUGGCAGCUGCAGCUGUGGCAGGGAAAGAGGAAGAGAAAAAGGAAAGGAAGAAGAAGAGAAAGGGAAGGAGAGGAAGAAGAGAGGAAGAGGAGAAGGGGCUGCGGCUGCGGCGAUGGCAGCUGCAGCUGUGGCUGGGAAAGAAGAGAAGGAAAGGAAGAAGAAGAGAAAGGGAAGGAGAGGAAGAAGAGAGGAAGAGGAGAAGGGGUGGCAGCUGCGGCAGUGGCAGCUGCAGCUAGAAGAGGAGGAGGAAAUAGAGCAGGGGAGGAAGAAGAGGCUGCGAGUGUGGUGGCUGCGACUCCGGCUGCGGCUGCGACGUUGGCUGCGGUAGCGGUGGUGGCUGCAGUAGCUGCAGUAGCUGCUUUUGGGAAAGAGAAAGAGUAGGAACGAGAGAAGGGAAGAAGGAAAUAGUGCAGUGGAAGGGGGCUGCGGUUGUGACCGCAGUUGCGAUUGUGGCAGCAGCAGCGGCGGCGGCUGUGGCAGCUGCGUUUGGGAAAGAAAAAGAAGGAAUGAGAGUAAGAGAGAGCAGGUGACUGUGCCUCGAUGUUCGACACGUGAUGUAGUUACGAAGAAAGGAAGAAAACGGGAGCACAAAACGAAACAGAGAGAGGACACGGAGGAAAAGUAGAAAGAUUGGACUGGCACCUUCCUUGGAUAUUCAGAUCAAAAUAUUUGAAAGGUCAGCUUGUCACUCUUCGAGAUGUUUGAUUUGGGCUGAGGCAGUGGAUAGCUAUUCAGAAUAAUGGGCAAGUCUGGUUGGUUAUUACGAUAUUGUUGUAUAAGUAUGUCUUGUAUAUAAUGAAAUGUUGUCGAUGAACCGAAAUAAAUAUACUGUGUCCAAGUGUUUGGAGAUCUCUCUUAUUUGGAAUUUCAGAAUGUUAAGUCUAAUUUAUGGUGAUAUGAACUUGUGGUGAAUAGUUGGAGUUCUGAUUGUAUAAUUCAUUUAGCUUGUGGAUUUAUAAAUGUUGUUCAUGUUUGUCAAGUUGGCUUGGGUUGCCAUAAAUGUGAAUUAUCGAGUGAUGUGAUAUAUGAUUAUAAACUGCACAGGUUUUAUGGAUGUGAAUAUGAAUAGAAUGUUUUCAGUGUCCUCAAACGUUAGUUUGGAUCCUGGAUUGGUCUGUGACGAAAAUUUUAAAAGUCAUGGAUAUUUUGAGGGGCUUGACAGAGGUGGUAUCAGAGCAUUGUUUGAGGAUUACUGAAAUAUUUGAUAUGUUGACAUGCAAAAUAUAUUGAGGUCUAAUGAACUAUAGUGAUUGGUGGAAAUUUUCUUUGAUGUAUUUUAGGAAUCUGGGAUGAUGAGGACAUUUGGUCCUCCUAUUUCAUUGUUUCUGAUUAAUUAAGGGGAAUGAAAGGAUUGUUUGGGGAUAUUGAAUCAGAGUGGCGCAGCGGAAGCAUGGUGGACCUAAUUUCAUUGGUGGUAGAAAAAUGGAUGAUGCAAAUGGAGAAGAUAUUUGAUAUACAAAAUUAUUCUAAUGAUCAAAAGAUUUCUUUUGCUACGUUAUAUUGGAAGUAAAGACUUAUUAUUGACGGCAACAAUGAAAAGAAUUUUUGAAGAUCAAUGGCAAGAAUGACAAGAACAAGUUUACCAAUAAAAAUAUGAUUGGAAAUGAAUCAGUAAGUAACAACAAGAGGAUCAAGACAUUUGGAUUUGAAAUUGGAGGUCAUCAUAAAAGACUCAAUCAUGUGUGAAUUAUAAGUUAAAUUAUGAAACAAGUUUGUGUUUUCGGGUGAUUGGAGUCUAUUUUACUUGUAGAAAGUUGGAUCAUAAAAUAAAAGUUUGCCCUUUGAACAAGAAGAAAGAGUCACUGCCUCCUAAAUCAUCAGCCCAUGUAAGAGUGUAUGCUAUCACUGAAUAUGAUUCUGAAACUUCUGAAUUAGUGGUCAAAGGUAUUAUGCAUGUUUAUGAAAGAAUGCAAAUAUUUGUUCGACCAUGGGUCCAAUCUACGAUUUGAUUCGUAAUAUUUUGCUUAUCACUUGGGUAUUCAACCUAGACCACUACAUUAUGUGAUAUAUGUAAGUACAAUCAUUGGAGAUUCUUUGAUAACGAACUUAAAUCUAGUCCUCUUGUCUGAUUCUUAUUGGAGAACUUGAACUUUUGCUGAUUUAGUUCUCCUAGAGAUUUGGAGUUUUGAUAUUAUACUUGGUAUGGAUUGGCUAUCUUCCUAUCAUACCAGUAUGGAUUGGUAUAUAACAAAUGAUCACUUUUUGCAUAUUUGAUCAGUCGAUCUUUUAUUUUGAGAGUAUUGGACAUUAUUUAUCUCCUUGCCUAAUGUAUCCCAGGAUGACUUGUUUGGAUUACCUCCAAAUGUGAUUUUGCUUUUGAUUUGGUCCUUGGGACAAUCCUAAAAUCUAAGCCUCUCUACAGAAAGAUAUCAUUUGAGUAAGUGGAAUUAGAAAAGCAACUACAAGGAUUAUUAAAUGAGGAUUUUAUUUGGCUUAAUAUUUCAUCAUGAGAUGCUCCGGUGUUAGUUAAAAGAUGGAUGGAACAUUGAGGCUUUGUAUUGAUUAUAGAUAGUUGAAUUAGGUGACCAUCAAAAAACGAGUAUUUUCUAAAGUGACCACUUGUUUGAUUAACUACAGAGUGCACAGGGAUUUUAAAAGAUUGUUUGAAGGUCGGGUUACCAUCUAUUGAGGAUCAAGGAGGAGAAUAUUUCGGUCACUCUUGGAAAAUUGUGUAAUUGUAUUGAAUUGAUGAAAUUAUUUAAGAGUAGGAGGAGGAAAUAAAGAAAUCAUAAUCCUCAUCUUUUCAUCGAUUGAGCUAUGACCAAUUUAGAGGACUAAAUUUUCUUUUAAGGGGGGGGAGAGUGUAAUAUCCCCCACUUUUAAAAAUGUAUUAAUAAGGAUUUAUAUGUAAAUUGGGGGACCUAUAUGUAAAUAUAGAAAUUACAAGGACUAAACUGCUAAGUUGCAAAAAGAAAAAAAAAAAGAAAAGGAAAAACCGAAAAUUCGGUAUUAUCCCACCGCCUCCCACGCACUCUUUGUUUCUUCGAGAAACAGAGAGGAGCGGUGGGGCAUGAGGAGUGAAGAAAAGAAGAAGAAGAGGGAAAAGAAGAGAGGAGGAAGAAGAGAGGAAGAAGAGGGAGAAGAGAAGAAGAAGAAGAAGAGGAGGUGGCUGCAGCGAGGGCUGCAGCGAGGAGCUGUGGGGCGUGGGGAGAAGAAGAGAGGAAGAAGAGGGAGAAGAGAAGAAGAAGAAGAAGAAGAAGAAGAAGAGAGGAGGAUAGCUGCGGCAUGGCUGCAGCGAGGAGGUGUGUGGCUUUGGGGAGGAAAAGGGAAGAGGAGAAGAAGAGAAGGAGAAGAAGAGGGAAAAGAGAGGCAGCUGCAGCAGCCAGGGCUGCAGCACCUCUGUUUCCCGCAGGUGGAAACAGAGGAGAGGAUGUGUGGGGCGUUGAGGAUGAAAAGGGAAGAAGAAGAAGAAGAAGAAGAAGAAGAUAGCUGCGGCAAGGCUGCAGCGAGGAGAUGUGUGGCCUUGGGGAGGAAAAGGGAAGAGGGGAAGAGGAGAAGAAGAAGAAGAGGAAGAGAAAGAGGUGUGAUACCUCUGUUUCCUGCAGAGGAAACAGAGGAGAGGGUGUGUGUGACGCCGGGGAAGAAGGGGCUGCAGCUGCGGCGAUGGCAGCUGCAGCUGGAAGAGAAGAAGAAGAGGAAGAUGAGCAGGGGAGGAGGGAGAGGUUGCGGCCGUGGCUGCGGCCGCGACUGCAGCAGUUGCAGCGGGGAGAGAAGAAGAAGAAAGGAAGGAGAAGGAAGAGGAGAAGGGAAAGAAGUAGCUACGGCUGCGGUUGUGGCAGCUGCAGCUGUGGCAGGGAAAGAGGAAGAGAAAAAGGAAAGGAAGAAGAAGAGAAAGGGAAGGAGAGGAAGAAGAGAGGAAGAGGAGAAGGGGCUGCGGCUGCGGCGAUGGCAGCUGCAGCUGUGGCUGGGAAAGAAGAGAAGGAAAGGAAGAAGAAGAGAAAGGGAAGGAGAGGAAGAAGAGAGGAAGAGGAGAAGGGGUGGCAGCUGCGGCAGUGGCAGCUGCAGCUAGAAGAGGAGGAGGAAAUAGAGCAGGGGAGGAAGAAGAGGCUGCGAGUGUGGUGGCUGCGACUCCGGCUGCGGCUGCGACGUUGGCUGCGGUAGCGGUGGUGGCUGCAGUAGCUGCAGUAGCUGCUUUUGGGAAAGAGAAAGAGUAGGAACGAGAGAAGGGAAGAAGGAAAUAGUGCAGUGGAAGGGGGCUGCGGUUGUGACCGCAGUUGCGAUUGUGGCAGCAGCAGCGGCGGCGGCUGUGGCAGCUGCGUUUGGGAAAGAAAAAGAAGGAAUGAGAGUAAGAGAGAGCAGGUGACUGUGCCUCGAUGUUCGACACGUGAUGUAGUUACGAAGAAAGGAAGAAAACGGGAGCACAAAACGAAACAGAGAGAGGACACGGAGGAAAAGUAGAAAGAUUGGACUGGCACCUUCCUUGGAUAUUCAGAUCAAAAUAUUUGAAAGGCAAGUUUCCCACUUGUUUCGAUCCUUUCUAUUGCAAGUUUCCCACUUGUUUCGAUCCUUUCUAUUGCAAGUUCCCUGAUCGUUUCUCCUAUAAUUGCUCUGAUAUGUCUUAUUGCAAGUAUCCUGAUCUUCCUCACUGCCAUUUUUAUCUCUACAUUUGCUUUGAAUAUGAGGAACUUUGAAUUGUUCUAGCCUUGCAUUUGUUAUAUCUCCUGUUUAAACGUAACGAUUCGAAUCUGUGCAACUUUUGAGAUUCUGACCUUUUGAUACCGAGCUGCCUAUAAGUCUUUGUUGGAAACUCUGAUUUGUUCAAAACUGAUUUCAUUGGAAACUAGACUCGUAGACCUUUCUUUGAUAUAUGGAUUGAAAGAUUUGGAAUCCAAACACCUGCCCAGUUAUCUGUUGAAUCUGACAUUAUGAAUUCUGCCAACAGAGAUUUUGUUCUACGACACUUGCUUACCAAAUUAUUUGUAACUCUCUCUGUUGGACAGUUCAAUUCCUAUGAAGCCUGUCUUAUCUGAAAGUAUUAUCCAAUGAUUAUUUCUGAGUAAAUUGGAGCACGAUUGAUAGUUUGAAUCAUUUGUUCAAUGUGCCUCUUGUAUUCUGCCAGAAAUCGAGCUUUGGUCGAUUUCUCAUAUUCUGGUUUCAUUCCUUUGGAAGUUGAUAUCCUUUAGCUUUCUUAUUCAAUUGAGCUUUAUAUUACUGCUUUGAGUUCUUGUAUACUCUUGUCCUUAAAAUUAUUGCAUUCUUGAAAACCAUUGUGGAACGUUUAUGCUAUAUCGUAUUGACCCAUAUAGGCAUAUGUAUAUUCCAUUGUUCCGCAUUUGCUCCCGAUAUGUGCCUAUUCCAGUUCAUUCAUUUUGACAUUGAAUUUAUCUAACCUUCUUAUUUGAAUUGAGCUAUAUAUGAUUGUUUGGAAUCCUUGAAUGCUCUUGCUUUCAUUUCGUUUCCAAAUCUGAAUACAUUUGUGAGAGAUUUGUUCCUUGCAUCAUAUUUGACUCGUAAAGGCACAUGUACGUUUGUUGUUCCGCGUGUGCUUCUGAUAUAUGCUAUUUAUUGUUCGUACUGCCCUUUUGUACUCUGGUGUUUGUGGGAUUGUCUGGACCUUUGCCAGAAAUGGUAAAGGGUAUGCGCUGAUUUGCCCGCUUUGUGGGGUCCCGCUUUGUGGGAUAUUCUGGUAUGCGCUUAUUUGCCCGCUUUGUGGGGUCCCACUUUAUGGGAUAUUGCUUAGAGCCUGCGAUGCUCUGCCGGCCCCUUUGACUACACCUAGACGUGGGUGGAUGGAGCUCCCAGACGUGGGAGACUUUUGUCAGGUGGUCAUUCAGAAAUGGAUGAAUCACAUUCUGACUGAGAUCCCACUACACCUUCUGUAUGUUUGAUAUGAUAUCCAGAGCUUUGGUUAUGUGUUUCUGUACAUGCUUUGGAUAAGAUUGAUAUGUUUGCAACGUCAAAGACGACGUUUGAGCUUCUGUACGAUAUUUGUUUUCGAUAUGCUCUGAAAUGCUUCAUUCACUGAUGA